This is a messenger RNA of Pistacia vera, 1434 nucleotides long. RefSeq names its product MLO-like protein 1. Lineage: Eukaryota; Viridiplantae; Streptophyta; Magnoliopsida; Sapindales; Anacardiaceae. Gene Ontology annotation, cellular component: membrane. Gene Ontology annotation, biological process: defense response. The record is from RefSeq and is a predicted model, not a curated record. The transcript is spliced from 14 exons. Bases 1 to 1434 code for a protein of 477 amino acids.
AUGUCUGAAGGGGCAACGUUAGAGUACACGCCGACAUGGGUGGUUGCCGCCGUGUGCACCGUUAUGGUUGCGGCUUCCAUGGGUGCCGAACGCUUCCUCCAUUACCUUGGCAAGUUGUUGAAGAGAAAAAAUCAGACUCCUCUUUUUCAAGCCUUGCAAAAAAUUAAAGAAGAAUUGAUGCUUCUGGGAUUCGUCUCAUUACUACUCACAGUGUGCCAAAACCUGAUUGCUGAAAUUUGUAUAUCAAAGACAUUAGCGAAAACAUGGUUGCCUUGUAGAAAUCACCUAAGAAGGACACCUCAUUUGAUGAAAUACCACCUUGACUCCUUAUUCUCUUCCUAUGUUGUUCGUCAUGGCGUUGGCCGUCAUCUUCUUUCCAGCUCCUCCUCCAGUGAUUAUUGUGCUAAACAGGGUAAGGUUGCAUUGUUAUCUGCCACAGCAUUGCAUCAUCUUCACAUAUUUAUCUUCGUCCUAGCUGUUGCACAUGUGACCUUCUGUGCUCUAACUGUUCUUUUCGGAGGAGCAAAGAUAAGUCAAUGGAAACAAUGGGAGGAUGAUAUCGCAGAUGAACAUGAUCAGAAGAACUUUCUAAAUAAGUUUACCAAUGUUCACGAGCAUGAUUUUGUAAAGGAUCGCUUUGAGGGUGUUGGCAAGAAAUACGCUUUGAGAGGUUGGUGGCAUGCAUUUCUCAUGCAAUUCUGUGGAUCAAUAACCAAGUCAGAUUAUACCACUCUGAGACUAGGCUUCAUUAUGAAUCACUGCAGGAGUUAUCCGAAGUUCAAUUUUCAUAACUAUGUGAUGCGUUCUUUUGAAGAUGAUUUUAAGAAAGUUGUUGGCAUUGGCUGGUAUUGCUGGACGUUUGUGGUACUUUUCUUGUUGGCUAAUGUCCAUGAUUUGCAUGCAUACUUUUGGAUAUCAUUCAUUCCUUUCUUGCUCCUAAUUGCUGUGGGGACUAAACUAGAGCAUAUAAUCACCCAAUUGGCGACUGAAGUUGCUCAGAAACACAUGGCUGUUGAAGGAGAUUUGAUAGUGAAGCCCUCUGAUCAUCAUUUCUGGUUGAAUAGACCCAAGUUUGUUCUCCUUCUCAUUCAUGUCACUCUCUUCCAAAAUUCCUUCGAAAUUGCUGUUUUCUUCUGGAUUUGGGUUCAAUAUGGUUUCGAAUCCUGCAUAAUGGGAAAUGUUAAAUUUAUCAUUCCAAGACUUUUCAUAGGGGCAUUUGUUCAGUUCAUUUGUAGCUAUAGUACCCUUCCACUUUAUGCAAUUGUUGCAAGGAUGGGAAGCAAUUUUAGGGGUUCAGUAUUCAACGAACAAGUACAAGAAGGACUUAUUUCUUGGGCAAAGAAGGCGAAAAAGAAAGCGCAUAAAAGGGUUGACAGUGAAUCUAGUUUAAAUUCAUCAUCACAUUCAGGGUUUCUCCCUAUUCGGCUAAAAUGA